Seminavis robusta is the source of this 803-nucleotide messenger RNA. The record is from the annotation of a GenBank genome assembly. Lineage: Eukaryota; Bacillariophyta; Bacillariophyceae; Naviculales; Naviculaceae.
CUCACAAAAAGACAAACGUCGCAACACAAACACAAAACCAAGAUCAAGAUCAAUCAUGUACAAUUUCAACACCACCAAGGCAACCCUCUUCUUCCUUGGACUUGCAGCAGCAGUGUCCUCAUCAGCUGCAAGCAGUGAUGAGUGUAAGGGCAUUCAAGACUGCAACACCUGCGUCAUGAACGGCUGUGGUUGGACGGGUGUGACCUGCUUUGACUCGUGCUCGUAUGUGAUGAGUGACAGGUGUUAUAGCCAUGCAUCCUUUCCCCUGUUGCAAUCCCAACAAAUCUGCAGCAUCCAAGCCGCCAAGAAUCGUGACUGGGAUCUCUGCCGGUCGCAGGGUUCGGACUGCCAGAGCUGUACUGCAACCAGCCUUUCGGCUUCUCCUCAAGACAGCUGCUAUUGGCAUCCAGUACUCCAAGACUGUACACCAGGAAUAGUAUCUGGUUGGUCCAUUGGUACCGACACAUGCUCGACAGAGCUCAGUAACAGUAAUGCUGACUCCAUCACUGCCAGCUCGACUGCUUCUUCUUCUUACUCCAGCAGCAGUGCCGGCACCGCUACAUCUUCCAGCAGUACCACAAUCUCUUCCGUCCCUACCAAUAUUGAAACGAGCACGAGCACGAGCUCCACAGAGACAGAGACACACAACAAUAUUCGCGGUUCGACAUCAUCAUCCGCUACCAACAGCAACAGCAACAACAACAAUGAUAAGCAAAAGAGCCCCUCCUGGCUCAAGAAAGUGUUGCUGCCCUAAUAACAUUCAAAGCAUCUGCAUAACUUUUAAACAAUAGAAUAGAAGAAGU